Canis lupus familiaris (dog) is the source of this 4878-nucleotide messenger RNA. It is a transcript of the gene PSD2, whose product is annotated as pleckstrin and Sec7 domain containing 2. The coding region runs from base 295 to 2715 and encodes 806 amino acids. Gene Ontology annotation, molecular function: guanyl-nucleotide exchange factor activity; phospholipid binding; protein binding. Gene Ontology annotation, biological process: regulation of ARF protein signal transduction. Lineage: Eukaryota; Metazoa; Chordata; Mammalia; Carnivora; Canidae. The record is from RefSeq and is a predicted model, not a curated record. The transcript is spliced from 16 exons.
CUGCCGGCCUCCAGGCAGACCGCGCCCUUGAGCAAAGCCUCUUGGGCCUCAGGCUUUCAGAGCCUGAAAAAAACAAACAAAAAACCCCCCCAAAAACCAACCAUAGCUACCAUUUUUCGGAACCUCUUGCCAAACACAGUGUUCAGCGUUUAACGUACUUCGUCUCAAGGCUCCCAGUUCCAUUUUGCUGAUGAGCAGGCUGAGAGGCAGAGAGGUUGUGACUUGCCCAAAGUCACAGAGCUAGUCGUGGGGAGUCCUAGGAACAUUCAACACAGGGAGGAAGCAGUGGCUGCCAUGGAAGAGGAUAAGCUUCCAUCUGGGGAAGGUGGUACUGCCUGGGACCCCAGCCUGGAGCCUGAGGAAGAACCUGGAGUCCAGAAUGGAAUGACACACAGUCAGGACCUGAACAGUAGCUAUAACAGCCCAGGGCAUGAGAUGAGGGGCACUCUAGUGGACACUGAGGAGUCCAUGCAGGGCCCAGACAUGGCCCUUCGUGGCCUCAGCCUUGGCCUUUCCUUCACCAAUGGCCCAGUCCUGGGGCCAGACUCAAAUACUCUAGAAGAUUCUGCAGAGUCCAGGGCCUGGAGGGUUGGUGGGCUGGCAGAGGGGGACAAUGCUCCCAGGAAUUUCUGUCUGGACACUGAGGAUCCUCAGCUGGGCAAGAGAAGGCCUACUGAGGCUGUGGUCUCAGCUCCUGCUGGAACUGGGCAGAAGGCAGCUGGCUGUGACUCCAGCUUUAUCUCUCUCAGGCUGGGUGGCCCCGGAGAGCCAGAUGUGCGGGAUGGCUUCAGUGCCACGUUUGAGAAGAUUGUGGAGUCGGAGCUGCUGAGGGGCACCCAGUAUAGCAGCCUUGACUCCCUGGACGUGCUGAGCCUCACGGAUGAGAGUGACAGCUGCGUCAGCUUCGAGGCCCCCCUGACACCUCUCAUCCAGCAGCGGGCCCGCGAUAGCCCUGAGCCAGGGGCUGGCUUGGGCACUGGGGAAAUGGGGCCUGAGGGGGACAUGGGAGCAGCUGGUGGUGAUGGGGAGCUGGGCAGCCCCCUACGGCGCUCCAUCUCCAGUAGCCGAUCAGAGAAUGUUCUGAGCCGCCUGUCUCUCACAGCCGUGCCCAAUGGCUUCCAUGAAGAUGGACCCCAGGGUCCAGGUGGGGACGAGGAGGAGGAGGAGGAGGAGGAGGAGGAGGACACAGACAAGUUGCUGAACUCAGCCAGUGACCCCAGCCUAAAGGAUGGCUUUUCAGACUCGGACUCAGAACUUAGCAGCUCGGAGGGUCUGGAGCCUGGCAGCACAGACCCGCUGGCCAAUGGGUGCCAGGGGGUCAGUGAAGCUGCUCGCCGGCUGGCCCGUCGCCUCUACCACCUUGAGGGCUUUCAGCGCUGUGACGUCGCCCGGCAGCUAGGCAAGAACAAUGAGUUCAGCAGGCUGGUGGCCGGGGAGUAUCUCAGCUUCUUCGACUUCUCAGGCCUGACUCUGGACCGAGCGCUCAGAACCUUCCUGAAGGCCUUCCCACUGAUGGGGGAGACACAGGAGCGUGAGCGGGUCCUUACCCACUUCUCUCGCCGGUACUGUCAAUGCAACCCAGAGGACAGCACCUCGGAAGAUGGGAUCCACACACUCACCUGUGCUCUGAUGCUGCUCAACACGGACCUGCACGGACAUGUGAACAUUGGCAAGAAGAUGUCCUGCCAGCAGUUCAUUGCCAACUUGGACCAGCUGAAUGAUGGCCAGGACUUUGCCAAAGACCUGCUGAAGACUCUUUACAACUCCAUCAAGAAUGAAAAGCUGGAAUGGGCCAUUGAUGAGGAUGAGCUGAGGAAAUCACUGUCUGAGCUGGUGGAUGACAAGUUUGGGACAGGCACCAAGAAAGUGACACGGAUCCUGGAUGGUGGGAACCCCUUCCUGGAUGUCCCGCAGGCUCUCAGUGCUACCACCUACAAGCAUGGUGUGCUGACUCGGAAGACUCACGCUGACAUGGAUGGCAAGAGGACACCCCGUGGGAGGCGUGGCUGGAAGAAAUUCUACGCGGUGCUCAAAGGGACCAUCCUGUACCUGCAGAAGGAUGAGUACAGGCCUGACAAAGCUCUGUCUGAGGGCGACUUGAAGAAUGCCAUUCGUGUGCACCAUGCUCUGGCUACCAGGGCUUCUGACUACAGCAAGAAGUCCAAUGUGCUCAAGCUGAAGACGGCUGACUGGAGGGUCUUCCUCUUCCAGGCACCGAGCAAAGAAGAAAUGCUGUCCUGGAUCCUUAGGAUCAACCUGGUGGCUGCCAUCUUCUCAGCCCCAUCCUUCCCUGCUGCUGUCAGCUCCAUGAAGAAGUUCUGUCGGCCCCUGCUACCCUCCUGCACCACUCGCCUCUGCCAGGAGGAGCAGCUGCGUUCCCAUGAGAAUAAGUUAAGGCAGGUGACUUCAGAGCUGGCUGAGCACAAAUGCCAUCCCAUUGAGAGGGGAGUCAAGUCCAAGGAGGCUGAGGAGAACCGGCUGAAGGAACACUAUCUCACUUUCGAGAAAAGCCGUUAUGAGACCUAUAUCCACCUCCUGGCAGUGAAAAUCAAAGUGGGCUCAGAUGACCUGGAGCGGAUUGAGGCCCGGCUGGCCACCUUGGAAGGGGAUGAUCCUUCCCUCCGCAAGACACACUCAAGCCCUGCCCUCAGUCAGGGCCACGGAACUGUGACUGGCAGCAAAACUACAAAGGAUACCACUGGGCCUGAUACUUAGCUGGCAUUGAUAGGCAGGCCUCAGAGGCAGGCAAGUGUUGCCAGACGGGUCAGUGAGCACAAUUCCAGCCAGGGGCCACUUGUACCAGCUCCAGGCAAUUGACAGGCAGCCAGAGGGGUGCAGAGAGCCCCAUGGGCCAAGGAGACGGAGAUGCUAUUCAUGGCGUUGGUCUUCUUGCAUCCUGGGGUUUAUCUGGGCCUCAUACUUUCUCCUCAGCCCUCAUGUUCCUCUCCACCACGGAGCCUCAUUUUGUAGGCCAGUUGUGUGCAUGCUCUAGACACGAUGUCACUGGAGAAGGAGGAAGGGCAGCUGACUUUGCAGACCCUCCCCUUCUCACAAGUUCCUGUCAUCUCCCUGUUUCCAUUCCAAGGGCAGGUCUGGAUCCCUACCUGUUCUCCUCUUCCCUCCUCAGACUUGACCAGCAGCAGGUCGGCAGACCACCAGUACCAUCCUCUCCUCCCUCCACCCAGUAGCUUCUGCAACCACGCCUUGUUCUCCUGCCUCCCUUUGCAAUAAUCCAGGACCUGGGCCUGCUUCCUCAACGUCAAGCUGUCUACUCGUGUGUGCAUUCACCUCACCUUCCAUUUAUAGAGGCCAUUACUGCUUUCUUUUAUAUGGACAAAAAUGUAUAUAUAUAAAAGAAUAUAUAUAUGGAGCUCCUUUAGAGAUGAUUUUGGAAUUGAUAUCAAAAUGAAAGAAGAAGGAAAAGCCUAUACGAGAACUCCACCUGUUAGCAAGGAGGGCUGCCAUCUGGGCUAUUGGUAGCCCAGACACUCUGGGAGGGAAGGUGGAGAUAGUGCUGACCUCUUCUCCCCCCAUUUCCCCUCUUCCGGCUGACCUGGGACUUCCACUGCUCUUCCAGUUGAUGCUUUGGAAUGAAUAGACCGUGUGUGCAUAUGCCACCCCAUCUUGUUCCACAGGCAUUCUGGGGUAUGAGUAGGGUGGGACCAUGGCCCUGUUUAUAUUUUGGUCUUUAUGUUGGUGCUCUGAAUUCCAGAGGUGGCUUCUUUUUUUUUUUUUUUAAUUUUUAUUUAUUUAUGAUAGUCACAGAGAGAGAGAGAGAGAGAGAGAGAGAGAGGCAGAGACACAGGCAGAGGGAGAAGCAGGCUCUAUGCACUGAGAGCCCGACGUGGGAUUCGAUCCCGGAUCUCCAAGAUCGCGCCCUGGGCCAAAGGCAGGCGCCAAACCGCUGCGCCACCCAGGGAUCCCCCAGAGGUGGCUUCUUGUACAGAUCUACUGCUACAGGAAUAGAAGAUACUCUGCCUUGCAAACAGCCACUUGUCAACAAGCCCAAAGAUGUUUGGUGGAGGAGGGUUAUGGAAGCCAUUAAUUUCUGCUCUUGGGAAAUGGUGGAGUAAGAAGUUGCUGAUUGUUUUUUAAGUUGACAUUUCUUUCACUCUUCUGGUGACCCAGGAAUGCUAGCUAAGGACAGGCCUGGGAAGGAGAGAAAAAUUUGCCAUGUGAUGACCACCAACUAGUAUCCUGUAAGCCCUGAAUUCCUUAGACUGACAAGUGGUGGGGGUGAUGGUUCCUUUAAUGAGCUAUGAUGAGCAGAUCCUUAUAUAUUUAAAGAUAGGUUAGUUUGGGCAGCAAUUUGACCUCAGUGGUAACAUAUUUAGUUAGUUGCAAGGUUGACUUGUCUUAUUAAGUACCUAACAUUUACAAGCACGCUCACAUUUGAUACAAGGGAUGACGUAUGAGUCUGUGGAAAUAUGUAGUGAUUUAAAUCCAGAUUAUUUAAUUUGGAUCCACUGAAGUGUAUUUUAUAACCAAACCAUCUGGCCCCUUAAUUUUGCUGAGGGGAAGUAAAUGUUCACUUAAAUGAAAUCGAAAGAGCAAUGUAACACAAAAGAGCUCUCUGUACUUUCUCCAUUCUGGCUCUAAGGUCUUUGAUUUUGAGGGUCAGCUUCCCACCUUAAUGAGGGUGGAUGAGUGAAAGCAGAGGAGCAACCUUCUGUCUGCUGCAGACAGAUAUGCUUCCCUGAGCACUAGUGAUGUCUCCCAUCAGUAAAAAAAAUCUGUUGGUCACUUUCUUAAUUGUAUAAUUAUUUAUUGUAAAUUAUAUACAUGUACUACUGUACUAAAAUAUGUACAUUAUAAAACAUACACAAAAAUAGAAAUUUAAAAAGAUGAGAUGAAAAUAAAUCUAAAUCAGAGUUCUAA